AUGGGACAUAAAAAGGGUGCAUAUGAUGAGGUUGCAGAUUACAUCAUGAAUAUGGUUACAAGCUUGGUGUUGAACAGAAGAUAUAAUAUUUCACAAGUGAUUUUUGAGUACAUGAAGGAAAACUGCCAAGCUGGAGCUGAUAAGUACAUCAUGUAUCCUAGAUUCAUCAUGAUGUUACUAAAUGACAAAAUCAAAGAUCUUCCAAAGGAUUGUGAGGAUGUGAUGGAGAUGAGUGUUGUAAAUAAGACAACAAUAGGAAGAGUUACAAAGGAUAAGGAUGAGAAAACUAAGGAGUUGAUUUGUAGAAUAAAAGAUAAAGCUUAUGUUGCUCCUGAGAAUGAUAGAUGGAGACAUGAAGACAGCAACUCAGAUAAUGAAGACUCAAGGAUGAAUGAGAUGGUUAAGAAAAAGACUAGGUGGUGGCAUGUUAGAGAUGGAAAAAGGAAAAGGACACCUAAGUCAUCCCCUACGGUUGUUAUUCCUAAAGAAGGAGAAAAAGGGUAUAGGUCUUUUGGAGAGCCACAAAAGAAGUUAGUGGAUGAGACAGUUCUAGAGCCAUCAGUGGUGAUUGAACAGGGUGCUGAUUUGUUAAAGCAAUCUUUGGAAAGCUAUUUGAAAAGAAACGAAGAAGUUGCAGCACAGCAAGCUCAAGAAACAAGUGUUCAUUCUGAAAAGGUUACCAAGGUUCAACCCGAUUCAGAAGCUUUAAGGAGUUCAAGUGAUGGAGAUUCUGAAGCUACUCAAUCUGAAUCUGAAUUAAUUCCUGAAACUGUUGGUAAAGGAAAAGUUCAGUUGAAGAAAAGACCGUCAAAGAAACAAAAGGGUUCAGAUGAAGAAGAUUCUCCUUACGAUCCUGAAAAAAAUGUCAGAUCAAAGAAAUCAGGAGCUGAGUUACAGAAAGAUAAGGAAGGAAAAGCAGCUAAACAUGUUCAGAAAGAAAAAUCACCAAGUAUUGAUGUUCCAAAAGAACCGGAGGUGAAAACAAAAGAAGUUCCAGUUGUGGAAACAGAAAAGAAGACAUAUGAUGAUGAUUAUGUAGAUAUCACUGGAUUCAGAGCUGCUAGUCCAAAACCUGCUCAACAAGAGAUUCCUCAGUCAUCACGACAGAAAGAAGACUUUAACUUUGAUUUUGAUAAUAUUGGGUCAGCUACUGGUAUUUUCUCUGAAGAUAUGCCUAAAGGUGAAAGUGACAUGUUUAAUGAUCAAGCGGUUAAAGAUUUAACUAAGAGAGUUAAAGAACUGGAAAAAGAGAAAGCAAUAGCUGAGUAA
This is a messenger RNA of Helianthus annuus (common sunflower), 1269 nucleotides long. Its product is annotated as nucleolin 2-like. The transcript has 3 exons. Lineage: Eukaryota; Viridiplantae; Streptophyta; Magnoliopsida; Asterales; Asteraceae. The record is from RefSeq and is a predicted model, not a curated record. The coding region runs from base 1 to 1269 and encodes 422 amino acids.